AUGGAGCCCAACCUCACGGCCGGCGGGGGAGGCAACGCGUCCGGCCGGGCGGCGGGCUCGGGCGGCGGCGGCAGCGAGCUGCUCAUCACCUCCGCCUUCGGCACGGUGCUGUCCUGCAUGUGCGUGGCCGGGGUGGCGGGGAACGUGUACACCCUGGCGGUGAUGUGCCACUCCGCGCGCUGCGCCGCCCCCAUGUACGGCUCCAUCAUCAGCCUGGCGCUGGCCGACCUGCUCUACCUCUCCACCAUCCCCUUCAUCGUCUGCACCUACCUGGCGCAGGACUGGUACUUCGGGGACCUGGGCUGCCGCGUCCUGCUCAGCCUGGACCUGCUCACCAUGCACGCCAGCAUCUUCACCCUCACCCUCAUGUGCGCCGAGCGCUACCGGGCCGUCACCCGGCCCCUGGACAGCCUCAAGCGCUCCCGGGGCUACCGCAAAGCCGCGGCCGGGGCCGUGUGGUCCGUCUCCCUGCUGCUCACCCUGCCCAUGAUGCUCAUGGUCAGGCUGACCGAGGCGGGCCAGGCCGGGGGCAAGGUGAAGCGGCUGUGCGCCCCGACGUGGAGCGCCGACGCCUACAGGACCUACCUGACCGUGCUGUUCAGCACCAGCAUCAUGGCCCCGGGGGUGAUCAUUGGCUACCUGUACACGCGCCUGGCCAGGACCUACCUGGAGUCCCAGAGGAACCCGCCCCACAAGGAGGGCAAGAGGUCCCCCAGGCAGAAGGUGCUGAUCAUGGUCUUCAGCAUUGUGCUGGUCUUCUGGGCUUGCUUCCUGCCCUUCUGGGUCUGGCAGCUGGUGCGCCUCUACCACAGCUCCCUGCAGCUGACUUCGCAGACCCAAAAGUGCAUUAACUACCUGGUGACCUGCCUGACCUACAGCAACAGCUGCAUCAACCCCUUCCUCUACACCCUGCUCACCAAGAACUACCGGGAGUACCUGCGCAACAGGCACCGCAGCUUCUACCGCUUCACCUCCUCCUUCCGCAAGCGGAGCUCCAACCUGCAGUGCUCCUGGGGAAGGGCCACGUCCUCCAGCAACCAGUAUGACUACGGCUCGGAGUCCCUGGGCAUGGCCACGCUGAAGGACAAGUGAGGAGGGCGAGGGGCUCCAGACACCUGGGAACCAGAGGAAUAUCUG
Gopherus flavomarginatus (Mexican gopher tortoise) is the source of this 1137-nucleotide messenger RNA. Its product is annotated as urotensin-2 receptor-like. Gene Ontology annotation, cellular component: membrane. Bases 1 to 1092 code for a protein of 363 amino acids. Lineage: Eukaryota; Metazoa; Chordata; Testudines; Testudinidae. The record is from RefSeq and is a predicted model, not a curated record. Gene Ontology annotation, molecular function: urotensin II receptor activity. The transcript has a single exon. Gene Ontology annotation, biological process: neuropeptide signaling pathway; regulation of blood pressure; blood vessel diameter maintenance.